UCCGGCGCCCGCCGUCUCCUCGUUCUACCCAACCUCCACGAGCUCUCGUCUCCGGCGGCGGAAGCGGUAAGAAGGAAGCAGGCGGCGGCCAUGGUGAAGGGACGCACGGGGCAGCGCGUCAGGCUCUACGUCCGGGGCACCAUCCUCGGAUACAAGAGGUCGAAGUCGAACCAGUAUGAGAACACGUCGCUGGUGCAGAUCGAGGGGGUGAACACGAAGGAAGACGUCGCGUGGUACUGCGGGAAGCGCAUGGCGUACAUCUACAAGGCCAAGACCAAGGCCUGCGGCACCCACUACCGGUGCAUCUGGGGCAAGGUCACCCGCCCCCACGGCAACUCCGGCGUCGUCCGCGCCAAGUUCAAGUCCAACCUCCCGCCGGCCUCCAUGGGGCACAAGGUCAGAGUGUUCAUGUACCCGAGCAGCAUCUAAGGUUUUGUUGGAGUUUCGUUGGAGUAGGGAUGGUCACGCUUGUUUCUUACAUCGAGCUGAAAAUAUCAUGUUUGGUGAAUCUGUGCUGUGUUGGCAACUUAGAUUGUUCAAGUACUGAACCUGUGGAAGUUUUGCCUGGAUUUGUUAUCAAAUGAAUGUGGACCAUUGUCUUAUUGUUAGAUGCCAGCACCGAGGCUUAGUUUGCCCAUCAGUUUAAAGCAUAAGUUGCCACA
Molecule: messenger RNA, 662 nt
Organism: Phragmites australis (common reed)
Lineage: Eukaryota; Viridiplantae; Streptophyta; Magnoliopsida; Poales; Poaceae
Product: large ribosomal subunit protein eL33w-like
Exons: 4
Coding region: 91-429 (112 amino acids)
Biological process (GO): ribosomal large subunit biogenesis; cytoplasmic translation
Cellular component (GO): ribosome; cytosolic large ribosomal subunit
Molecular function (GO): structural constituent of ribosome
Source: RefSeq, a predicted model, not a curated record